AUGGACGAUGAAGCGAUAAAUUUCAAAAUUUGCAACUUAGUUAACCAGAAAAAAGAACAAGCAAAGGACACGCACCAACACUUCCUUACACAAAACCAACCACACAAGGAGAACUUUUGUGAAAAAAUUCAUCAAGCCCACCAGCCAGUUCAUCACCAAGAAGAAUAUUUCUUGGGCCAGGAAAAAAAAACCGACGUGUACCUUGCCAUGCUUAAACCCAAUAACAAGAGGGAGAAAAGUCCAACCUCUAAAAAGGAUCAUUCUGUAGGUACAAGUGGUGGUGCUUCUGGAAGUGCCGCGGUUGGGCUUCAACCGGAAGAGGUACCUUUCGGGAAGGAACCCCUCGGGGAAGUCGACAAUGCAAGGAGGGAAGACACAGCCCAGGAGGGAGACCUCCUCGCGGAGAACAGUACACAAAAAAACGAAAGUCAACCGGGGGGUCUCCCGCAUGAUGGCCCCCAAUUUUGCGACAUGCAAAAAUGCAGCUCUGCAAACUGUCCCCCGCACAGUUGCAACGAACCGUGGCGGUGCAUACAAAGCCCCAUGACGGAGAAACAUCCCUGUGGAGAAAAAGGAAAAAAAAACAAAAAGGGAACCAACGUAAAUUAUAUAGUACACUACAACAGAUAUAAACCUAUCAGGGUACCUCCCACAUUUAACAAAAAUAAAAGUAACCCCCCAGUGGUAAAAAAAAAUAAAAAUCAAUAUAUAAAUUGUAAUUUCAGGUACUAUGUGAAGGAAAAAAAUUACUUAACACAAAGCGCAGAUGAAAAUAUAAAAUGGGAGCAGAUCGAGAAAGUGGACUACAUUGUAUUUGACAAUACAACAUUAGCAUGUCCUAUAUGUUUGGAGGACAAAAUAAUUUCACCCAGAAUUACCAAAUGUAGACAUAUAUUUUGUUUUUUUUGCAUUUUAAAAUAUUUUGUUGAUGAAAAAAAAAAAACGUGGAAAAAAUGUCCCAUCUGUUUUGAAAUAAUAAAUGAAAAUGACCUAAGAGUAGUGAAAUUUCAUUACGUAAAAAAUUAUAACAUUAACGACAAUAUUAAUAUGUGUCUUCUCUACACAGAGGAUAAAAAAAUUCACUUAAAAUCGGACAGACUAUAUUUCAAUAACAGCUUUAAAGUAACAAAUAAAAAUUUUGUUAAAAAUAAUAAAGCAGGCGAUUAUAAAUAUUUUGUUAAUAUAGAUUAUAUGAAUAAAAAUUUAAGUACCUUUAGUCAAAAUCACACAAAAAAAAUUUCAAAAUUAAACCUCAAUUUGGGCAUUCAAUUUUCAAAACUUUUUUACCUGUACAAUCCACUCUCCAUAUGGAUAAAAGACCUGAACAUUUUUAAUUUCAUUCUCACGAAUAAGAACAUGCACUUGUUCGCAUCAGACCCCAUUGUCAUUCAGAAGGCAAUAGAAAAUAUUAAGUUAAAAAUUAGCGAGUAUUUAAACAUCCCCAUUGAAAGGAUGAAUCCUGAACUGAACGUAGACGAGCCCUCCUUUGACUCCUUUUACCUUUAUGAUAAUUUGGCCCACGACGUUUACGACAGCAUAGAACAAAUAAAAAAUGAAAUGAAAAUUGAAACGGAGUUGGCCAAGAAUCAGAAAUCGCCUGCGGAUGAGAAAUGUGCACUCGAUGCAGAGAAGCCCACCGAUGAAGGUUCCCGGGAUUUGAAGCAUUCGAAUCAGACAUACUUCUACCAAUGUAUAGAUGGGCAAUGCAUAUUUCUGGACCCCUUCAUUUUGAACUUACUCUUUUUCGAGUACGACAACUAUAUGAACAGGAUGCCCAAGUUUCUCUGCAACAGGCAAAUCACCUACAUUGAAGCCUUUGAGCUGGAUGAAAAAAUAAGAAAAAGGCACGCCAUUUUGUCCCACCUGCCACUCGGCGUUAACGUCCUGUUCGUGUCGUUGAACAUAGAUGAUCUCCUAUCGGAAAGGACCAAAAGGCAUUUUGUGAAGGAAAUAUCUGAGAGGAAGAAGAAGCACCACGCAAUUUUGAGAAAAAAAAUGGAAGAGGAAAAAUAUUUUAAACUAUUAGCCGAAGAAGAAAUAGACAGAAAGGAGAAGCGCUACUGGAAUUUGCCCAACAAUAGGAUAAACAUACAGAGCGACACCAUCAACAUAAGCUCGAGCAUUUUAAGGUAUGGAAACUUGUUGGACGAAGAAAAAUAUCUUCACGGGGAACUGGACGAGGACUGGGUGGUAAAGGAAAACGAACAUGCGUUUGUGGAGCAGCUUUUUGAGAAUCUAAAUUGGGAUGACCACCCGGUGGAGGCAAAAAAUGAGCUAAGAAGUGGACCAAAUGGCCUAACGGGUAAACCGCAUGGCCUAAAGGGUAGAUCGAAUGGGCCAAAAGGGGGACAAAAAUGUGGGCCAAAAAAUUCCCCCCCCGUAAACUGGGACAACACCGAAUUGGUCAACGCAGCCGAUCCAAACGUCUGUCACAUUCCAAGGAGAAGUUUUCUUGAAAUAGCUAAACAGAAAAGCGACGCGGGUGAUAUUAAAUCAGACAUGGGGAAAAAAAAGGAAGAAAAUUUGUCCAUUGGUUCAGGCUCGGUUCAUGUUAAUUUGAUGGAUUUAAUAAACACCAAAACGGUUAAAAAGAAGAAGAGAAAAUAG
Molecule: messenger RNA, 2607 nt
Organism: Plasmodium fragile
Lineage: Eukaryota; Apicomplexa; Aconoidasida; Haemosporida; Plasmodiidae
Exons: 9
Coding region: 1-2607 (868 amino acids)
Biological process (GO): positive regulation of transcription by RNA polymerase II
Molecular function (GO): metal ion binding; transcription cis-regulatory region binding
Source: RefSeq, a predicted model, not a curated record